AUGUACAACUUUAAAUACUUUAAAAUAUUAGUUAUUCUUAUAGUAGUAUUUAUUUUAUUUAAAACGCUCAAACUAUAUCCUUUUAAUAAUAGUGUUAAUAAAGAGGAAAAUGAGGGUAAUAAUGUACAUGAUCUUGUAAAAAUAACUGUAUACUAUGAAGCUUUAUGCCCAGACUCAAAAUUCUUUAUUCUACAUCAACUUGUACCUGUUUAUAAGAAUCUUCUCACAUCUAUGAUUCUUGAUUUAGUGCCCUAUGGAAAAGCUGAGACCUUUGAAGAAGACGGUGACUAUAAAUUUAGAUGCCAACAUGAUGCUGUUGAAUGCUAUGCCAACAAAAUACACUCGUGUGUUAUUAACAAGAUUAAAGAACCGUACACACAAUUACAAUACAUUGCUUGUAUGAUAGACGAUAAUAUAAGGCCUGAUGAAGUUGGACAAAGGUGUGGCAACGAGUUAAACAUUCCGUUCGAACCAAUUAAAAACUGCGCCAAAUCCAAGGAAGGUUCUUUACUAUUAAAAAGUAAUGGUGUACGUACACACUCUCUAAGCCCUGCUGUGAAAUUUAUUCCAACCAUCGAGUUAAACGAAAGCCAAAACAUUGUACCUCAAAGUCAUAUAUUAAAGGACCUAAUAAAGGCUGUAUGUCAACUAUUAAAGGACAAACCUAAUAAAUGUUCAGAUUAA
This is a messenger RNA of Brassicogethes aeneus, 684 nucleotides long. NCBI's taxonomy places the organism in Eukaryota, Metazoa, Arthropoda, Insecta, Coleoptera, Nitidulidae. The record is from the annotation of a GenBank genome assembly.